AUGAGCACGUCAGAUCGCUUGUACCUGGAGGACGCCUGCCCUACCUUGCAAAGACUUCUGCAAAGUUUGGUCGAAGAGCCGGGCACGAAGCUGGAUGACAGCGACUUCCUGGACUUCGAGGUGGCCUUCUCAACGGCGAUGGAGGGAGAGACCUUGAAACUCAAGGUUACCUACGAGUUCCUGGCCAACGUCCUGGAGCACGGGUCCAAGGAGCUCUUGGAGCAAGUCUGGGCUGAUCUUCCACUGCGCUUUGCCCCUGUCUCCGGUUCGGAGCUUGAAGUGGUCCUGAACACAGCUGCCCUGGCGGAGAACCAGGACCUGGCAAGGCGCUGCGUGCAGCAGGUCGCCACCACCAGGAUCUGGCUGUUAGUCGGACCUUUGGUGGCGCCUUUACGCUGGCUGCGCGAAGCCGUGGCGACUGGCGACAAGGCUGCCGCAGCUGCGCCACAGAAUGCCCAGCAAGCACGCAAGGACGCCAUGGGACAGCCGCCUGCGCCGAUCGUCUUGCACGUGCGGCAGCAAGAGACCUGCUGCAUUGUACCCAAGGAGGAUCGUAUUCUGGUGAUCUUGUCCAUCCACUUGGAGGACGAUGUCGAUGUGGCCUUAGGUAGAGCAUUUUGUCAGGAAUUUGCAGAGACCAACCGCAAGGGCAACGAGUUCUCCCUACCCGGUCCCCGAUUGUCGGUCCACUGCCCUGGCGAAAUGAAGCGCAUCGCAGUGCUCUCGGUAGCAUACCUGCUGGGUGCCGCGGCAAGCGAUGCUGCGCCAAAACAGUACCCAGUAACGAAGGUUGUCAACUUGCUCAAGGAUAUGCAGAAGAAGCUCGAGGAAGAAGCAGAAAAGGACGAGGAGGUUGACGAGAAGAUGAAGUGCUGGUGCAAGGAGAUGCAGCAGUCGAAAGCAGAGAGCAUCACCAAGAUGCAGUCAGAGAUGGCCAACCUUGGUGGCCAGAUCGACACAUCCGCAGCCGACAGCCUGCGCCUGGUGUCGGAGCUGAAGGGUCACGAGGAAGACCUGGCCUCCAGCCAGACUUCCCUGGGUGCGGCCGAAGCCCAGCGAAAGAAGCAGCUGGCAAGCUACGAGGACGAAGUGAAGGAGAUGGAGGAGUCGCUUACUGGAGUGAGCGGUGCUUUGCACACUCUGAAAAACAAAGCUUCCUUCCUCUCAACCUCGGCAUCGGCUGCGAAGCAGGAUGCAUUGGAGCUGGUGAAGAAGCUCCAACGGAAGCAUUCCAACAUCUUGAUGGGUGUGGUGACGCCCCGGCAGAGGAAGCUGAUGCUCGCGAUGACCUCGAAGCGCCUCGACGUCGAUGCUGCGGUGGAGGGCAGCCCGGCGACAGGAGAAGUGGUCGGCGUGCUGUCGUCCAUGAAGGACACCUUCGAGCAGAAUCUGAACCGAACGCGGGCAGAGGAGGCAGAGAGCACGGAGACGUUCCAGGCUCUGCACAAGGCGAAGGAGACUGAGAUCCACGCCACUGAGGAGGCCAUCGUGUCCAAAAAGUCUCAGAAAGCCGAAGCAGACAAGAAAAAGGCUUGGGCAGCCGAGACCCUGCAGGAUGCAAAGGCCAGCCUCCUCUCCGACCAGCAGUUCCUCCAGGAUGCCAAGGAGAAGUGUGCGGCUCACGAAGCGGAGUAUGCGGAGCGUGUGGCUGCGCGCAACGAAGAGAUCACUGGCUGCUCGAAGGCCAUAGCCAUGCUCAGCGAUGACUCCGCCCGAGACACAUUCAGCCGAACUUUCAAUGCUGGCGCCAUGUUCCUCCAAGUGGACACCAGCAAAGAGCACCGCGUGGCUGCGAGCGAGACCCUGACGGAGGCAGCCGCCAAAUUGCACGACUCCCGGCUCGCGGCACUGGCGAGGAUGGUGCGCACCGACUCGCUGGAUGCGGUCAAGAAGGAAAUCGACAAGCUGACAUCCCAGCUGAAAGAAGUGCAGAAGGAGGAGGUGAAGGGCAAGGACUCCUGCGUCCAGCGCCUUCACGAGAACACUCUCGAUACCGAGCAGUCGACGCUUGCCAAGACUCAAAGCGGCAGCAAGCUGACAGGUCUUCAGGACCUGGUCGCAACGAGCGAGGCCUCGGCCAAGACGCUGUCGAUGGAGAUCGAGGACCUGAAGUCCGAGCUAAAGACGGCCAAGAGCGACAUGGAGCUGAGGCAAAACGAGUCCCAUGCCAUGAUCGAGGACCAGGUCAGAACGCAGAGGCUUUUAACUCGUGCAGCAGACGUGUUGCACGGGGUGUACGGCGCCAGCCUGCUGCAGGAGAAACCCGAAGGGUUCAAAGACUACCAGCGCCAAAGCGGCUCCGUGGGCAUCAUUUCCAUGCUCCACCAGAUCAUUGGCGACGCCAAGAUCAUGGAGACAAAGGCGAGGGCAGACCUGAAUGCAUCCCUAGCUGACUACGAGCGCUUCAAGGCGGAUGCGACGUCUGCUAUUGCCAAGAAGGAGCAGAGUUUGGUGGACCUCGCCGUGCAGAAGUCCGAGGCGAAGUCCGAUGCGCUUGAAAUGAAGAAGGAGGUCAAGAGGCUCAGUCAGGAGUUGGAUGACCUCUCAGCGACAAAGUCUGCACUGAAAGAGGAGUGCGAAUUCCUCGUCACCAACUUCGAGCUGCGACAGGAUGCUCGCUCCCAGGAAAUUGAAGCUCUACACACGGCGAAAGCUGUGCUGAGUGGCAUGAAGACUGAUGGUGAAAUCGCAUAA
This is a messenger RNA of Symbiodinium necroappetens, 2694 nucleotides long. The record is from the annotation of a GenBank genome assembly. Lineage: Eukaryota; Dinophyceae; Suessiales; Symbiodiniaceae.